Molecule: messenger RNA, 733 nt
Organism: Trifolium pratense (red clover)
Lineage: Eukaryota; Viridiplantae; Streptophyta; Magnoliopsida; Fabales; Fabaceae
Exons: 4
Coding region: 101-718 (205 amino acids)
Biological process (GO): regulation of ubiquitin-dependent protein catabolic process
Source: RefSeq, a predicted model, not a curated record
UAUUAUUAUUAUUAUUUGAGAAAGAGUUUACCAAAACUAGAGUCAGUAGUUGAGAAAGAGAGAAACGAUCAUCGGUAUCUGGAAAUCGAGCGAGCAAAAGAUGAUGGCGAAAUUGAAGAUUGCUGGGACAUGGUCAGGUGUAUUAGAAGAAGUGAAUUUAGAGAAUUGGACCAUAUCUUGUUUACGUGAAGAAGUUGCUAAAAGAUCAAAUUGCGAAAACCCUCACUUCAUCAACCUCAUAUGUGCCGGUAGAAUUCUCAAAGAUGACGAUGACCACCACCACCACAAUGGAACCCUAACUUUGUCUCAAUUGGGUGUCAAAAACAACUCCAAGAUUCUCGCUACUCUCUCAUCUCCUCAACAAGGUCACUCCCUUGUUGUCCAAGAACAAAGCUCUCAGAGGCUUGCACGUAUUAGGGCUGCUGCGACUGCAUUGGCUGAACGGCAUGCAGAUGGUUCAUUACCUCUGGAAGACUUUAGCAUAGAAGUUGAAGAUCAAAGUGGACAGAAAGUACGCUUAGGAUCAGAGAUUGAUCAGAGGGCAGUAAUGAUGGGACUCAUGCUUCAUGCAAAGGGGAAGCAUCUUAUCAAAGGGGGAAAUUACAAAGAUGCACUUGAAGUGCUUACUAUGGGAGAGGAGUCAUUCUCUAUUUGUGAUCCUAAAGUCAUUGAGGUGAGUAGUCCAAUUUAUAGACUAUAUUUGCAUUUUGGCAUAUAACAGAAUUUACCUGCC